Molecule: messenger RNA, 1573 nt
Organism: Ostrea edulis (European flat oyster)
Lineage: Eukaryota; Metazoa; Mollusca; Bivalvia; Ostreida; Ostreidae
Product: prostaglandin E2 receptor EP4 subtype-like
Exons: 2
Coding region: 54-1025 (323 amino acids)
Biological process (GO): adenylate cyclase-activating G protein-coupled receptor signaling pathway; cellular response to prostaglandin E stimulus; negative regulation of inflammatory response
Cellular component (GO): plasma membrane
Molecular function (GO): prostaglandin E receptor activity; thromboxane receptor activity
Source: RefSeq, a predicted model, not a curated record
CGCAAUUUUUGUCUUAGCAUACACCUUAUCCUACAAGUUCUGAGAUUGUUACGAUGAAUAUUCUCGUAAAUGAAAAGGAAAACGUCACUCCCAGCUAUGAUUUUCCUCUUUGUUAUAGAAAUGAUACAGCCACGUCCUGGGUACCUACGUCAAUGGAAUUCUUCUUUGGAGUGUUUGGAAAUUUCAUUGCCCUCAUCCUACUUUGGAUCAACCGCCAUGAUCAUUACUGGGACUCGUUCUAUAAGUUCUUUACUGGUUUAGUCAUUACUGACUUCAUUGGAGUAAUCGUCGUUUACCCUAUCGCAACCAUUAGAUACGCCUCGGAUUUCACGUGGUGUUACCCGAAAAAUCUGUGUAAAUUCGUUUCUUUCAUUUUUGUCGAUGCUCAUUUAUCGGGGGCGUUACUAAUCUGUGCCAUGGCUGUGGACAGAUUCAUGUAUUCAAUGAGCAAUACGAUCUCAAACAGGACCUAUACCUUCAUUUUGAUAGGUAUAUGGAUUAUCGCGAGUUUGGUAUCCCUAUUACACCUUAUUGGUGUUGGACAAUCUAAUUUAUACUUUCCUGGAUCAUGGUGUUACUUCGACUUCAUAAAUGAUACGACCGGAAAUCGCAUUAUGUCGUACCUUUACUCUAUAUUUGGUUUUAUCAUUGUAUUGGUUACCAUCCUCAUGUACGUUAUUACAAUGAUUCGCAUCUGUAGAGACCCAGAAAGAAGUGGUUAUUUUCUGGACGCCAAUCGAGUUUCCGGAUACUACGACUCUCAUGUUAUGGUUUUUAUGACUGCUGUUACCGUGCUGUUUGUUAUCUUAUGGACUCCUUUCCUAGUGGACGUAUUCUUACACGCUACCAAUAUCAGAACACAGCACGAUAAUAACAAAGUAGAGUUGUGGCUUCUUCGAAAUGCUGUCAACAAUGCCAUUCUGGAUCCAUGGCUAUACAUUGUGCUCAGAAAGGAGUCCCUGCGAAAAAUUGUUUUGUUUUAUCGCAAAUGCAGAGGGGCGUCAGAUCCUCAAGAAUUGAACUAACCUGGAGUUGACGAAACGGAUGUUUUUCUUCCGAAUUAAUCUUCAUAUUGUGGUUUUAUCAAUAAUCUAAAAACGUUGGGAUUUGUUUGUCAUGUAAUUGUUAUGUAAUUGGGAUUAUUGCAGUAAUGUUCACUCUCAGUUUCCGCCACGUCCUUAGCUACGCUCUUGAAGCAAUAUUCUUUGAUUUCAUUGAAUUAUAGAUUCUAAUAUACAAAAAUGAAUUUAUUUUAUUAUGUAAUUGUUGUAUUUUUUGUUAUUAGAGCUUCUGUUAGCUUGCAAUGAUUUACAUUGUAGAAUCAAAAUGAAGGCGAAACUAUUCAACGUGAUCACCAAGGAUUCUAAAGAACGUAUCAUAGCUAAACUGAACCAUCUCACCUUACAAAUUAGCAGGCUAACAUAAAUAUUGAUAAGCUUACAAAGAAAAUAUUACUCAAGGACACAUGACCCGUAGAUAUAUCUUUUUGUAUAAUAAAAGUCAUUUCUAUUUUUUUGUAUGAUUAGUUCACCAAGUAUAAUCAGGCAAUAUAAUAAAUUAUGAUGUAAUCUUU